AUGGGCAAGGGAGGAAGACGGGACAAAUAUAAGCUCGCUGCUACUUCAGAGAAGGAGAACAACAAGGGUGAGGUAGUUCUGGAUGAUCACAAGCUGACACUUGAUGAACUCAACAGCAAAUAUGGCACUGACUUGACCAGGGGAUUGACUGCCAGUCGUGCAAAAGAGAUCCUUGCUCGCGAUGGUCCUAAUGCUCUUACUGCUCAGACCCCACCACGGACCACCCCCGGAUGGAUGAAGUUCUGCAAGAUCAUUGUUAUGUCCUCUAUUCUGCUGUGGAUUAUAGCCAUCCUCUACUUCCUGACCUGCAUUAUUCAGACUGCCUUAGGACAUGAAUCAGCAAUUGAUAACUUGUACUUGGGUGUUGCUGUGUCUGCUGUUGCGAUCAUCACUGGAUGCUUCUCCUACAACCAGAAGGCUAAGAGCUCAAAGAUCACAAACUCCAUCAAGGUUCCUCAGCAAGCCCUGGUUGUACGUGAUGGUGAGAAGAAGAACAUUAAUGCUGAGGAGGUGGUGGUUGGAGAUCUGGUGGAGGUGAAAGGUGGAGACAGAAUCCCUGCUGACCUGCGUAUCAUCUCCGCUCAUGGCUGCAAGGUGGACCACUCCUCCCUCACAGGAGAAUCUGAGCCUCAGAUGCGUACCCCUGACUUCUCCAAUGAUAAUCCCCUGGAAACUAGGAACCUUGCAUUCUUCUCCACUAACUGUGUUGAAGGUACUGCUAGAGGUAUUGUCAUCAAAACUGGUGAUAGCACACUCAUGGCUCAUGUUGCCCACCUGGUCUCUGUCCUUGACAACGGUCUCACAUCCAUUGGAAUCGAGCAUUUAAUCCACAUCAUCACUUCUAGGGCCGUCCUUCUCUUACUGGGUUCCUUGUUCGCCAUCCUCUCGUAUAUCUUCAGUUACACCUGGCUGGAUGGGGUCAUCUUCCUCCUUGUGAUCAUCGAUACCAACAUUUCAAAAGGUCUCCUCUUUACAUUUCCUGUGUGUCUGGCCGUGACUGCCAAGCGCAUGGCCAAGAAGAACUGCCUGGUGAAGAACCUGGAAGCUGUGGAGACUCUGGGCUCUACCACCACCAUCUGCACUAACAAGACCGGAACUCUGACAGAGAACCGCAUGAUGGUGGCCCACAUGUGGUUUGACAACCAGAUCCAUGAAGCUGACACCACCGAGAACCAGACUGGAACCUCUUUUGACCGCUCCACAGCCACCUGGACAGCCUUGGCACGUGUGGCUGGUCUGUGUAACCGUGCUGUCUUCCUGGCAGACCAGCAGAAUGUCCCUAUCCUCGAGAAAGACACAGCUGGAGAUGCCUCUGAGUCUGCCCUGCUGAAGUGCAUUGAGCUGUGCUGUGGCUCAGUGACAGAGAUGCGUGAGAAGUGCCAAAAGCUUGUCGAGAUCCCCUUCAACUCCACCAACAAAUAUCAGGUAUCAAUCCAUAAAAACAGUACCCCUGGCGAGACAAAGCACCUGUUGGUGAUGAAGGGAGCCCCAGAGAGGAUCCUGGACCGCUGCUCAUCCAUCCUGCUUCAGGGCAAAGAACAACCCCUGGAUGACGAGAUGAAGGAUGCCUUCCAGAACGCCUACGUUGAACUUGGAGGUCUAGGCGAAAGAGUGUUGGGUUUCUGCCAUUGCAACCUGCCUGAUGACCAGUUCCCUGAGGGGUUCAAUUUCGAUACUGAGGAGGUGAACUUCCCCACUGUAAAGCUGUGUUUUGUCGGCCUCAUGUCCAUGUUUGACCCUCCUCGUGCUGCUGUACCUGAUGCUGUGGGCAAAUGCAGGAGUGCUGGCAUCAAGGUUAUCAUGGUAACUGGUGACCAUCCUAUCACUGCAAAGGCCAUUGCCAAGAAGGUGGGUAUCAUCUCUGAAGGAAAUGAGACUGUGGAAGACAUUGCCACUCGCAUGAACAUCCCUAUUGAAGAGGUCAACCCAAGAGAUGCCAAGGCUUGUAUCGUCCAUGGUAAUGAACUGAUGGACAUGGAGCCUGAAUUUCUGGAUGACAUCCUGAAGUACCACACUGAGAUUGUGUUUGCCAGAACUUCUCCACGGCAGAAACUCUUCAUUGUUGACAGCUGCCAGCGACAAGGCGCCAUUGUGGCUAUGACAGGAUAUGGUGUCAACGACUCUCCUGCCCUGAAGAAGGCUGACAUUGGUGUUGCUAUGGGUAUCGCCGGAUCUGAUGUCUCUAAGCAGGCUGCUGACAUGAUCCUUCUGGAUGACAACUUUGCCUCCAUUGUUACAGGAGUUGAGGAAGUUCGUCUGGUCUUGGACAACUUGAAAAAGUCCAUCGCCUACACUCUGGCCAGUACCAUCCCUAAGAUCACACCUUUCCUUUUCUUCAUCAUGGCCAACAUCCCACUCCCUCUGAGUACAGUCUCCAUCCUCUGUAUUGCUUACGUAACAGACAUGGUUCCUGCCAUCUCCCUGGCAUACGAAAAGGCUGAAGAUGACAUCAUAAAGAGACAGUCAAGAAACCCCAAGACAGACAAGCUGGUGAAUGGGAGGCUUAUCAGUAUGGCCUAUGGGCAGAUCGGUAUGAUCCAGGCCCUGGCAGGAUUCUUCACAUAUUUUGUAAUCUUGGCUCAAAACGGUUUUCUGCCCCCCAUACUACUCGGAAUUCGAGAGAAGUGGGAUGACAAGUCCAUUAACGAUCUGGAGGACAGUUAUGGACAGCAGUGGACCUAUGAACAGAGGAAGAUUGUGGAGUUCACCUGCCAGACAGCCUUCUUCAUCAGCAUUGUGGUCGUGCAAUGGGCUAAUCUGAUCAUCUGCAAGACCAGGAGAAACUCACUCUUCCAACAGUGCAUGAAAAAUAAAGUCCUCAUCUUUGCCCUGUUUGUGGAGACAGUCCUGGCUGUCUUCUUGUCAUACUGUCCAGGCAUGGACGUCGUCCUCAAAAUGUACCCUCUCAAACCAUGCUGGUGGCUCUGUGCCUUCCCAUAUGCACUACUUAUCUUUAUUUAUGAUGAAAUCCGUAAGCUUCUCCUGCGACACUUCCCAGGAGGUUGGGUGGAAAGAGAGACCUACUACUAG
This is a messenger RNA of Sardina pilchardus (European sardine), 3030 nucleotides long. RefSeq names its product sodium/potassium-transporting ATPase subunit alpha-1-like. NCBI's taxonomy places the organism in Eukaryota, Metazoa, Chordata, Actinopteri, Clupeiformes, Clupeidae. The coding region runs from base 1 to 3030 and encodes 1009 amino acids. The transcript has 23 exons. The record is from RefSeq and is a predicted model, not a curated record. Gene Ontology annotation, molecular function: ATP hydrolysis activity; ATP binding; P-type sodium:potassium-exchanging transporter activity. Gene Ontology annotation, biological process: potassium ion import across plasma membrane; sodium ion export across plasma membrane; intracellular potassium ion homeostasis. Gene Ontology annotation, cellular component: plasma membrane.